GUCAUAUCUCUCCACCUACCGCGUUGUCAGCGUUGAGUGCGCACUUAUUCAACACCACUAUACCAUACCAUCAUCCAGGGACCCAUCUGAAAUGCUGUUUUCGAUUGUACGAAGCCCCGUGGCCCUCGAACCACCCCGACACGUGCCCGAAAAGUGCGGAAAACAUGGCCACAAGCAGAUGACCUACUGGAGGAACGAGCGCAGACCGCCCUUAGCGAAUGGCAACGGAGUUUUAACACUAUUGGUGCUCCCUCUUCCUGCCCUUCUUAUAUUUUAGCGAUUUUUUUUCGUCCCUCCCCAGCGCUGACAAUGGCAAGGAUCAGCACUGUGUGAUCUUGGACAGAGCGACGCGAACGUCUAUGCAGAUGGCCCUGACGGAUGCUGGAGACCUUCCAUCAAUCUACACACGUUGUGGUGGUUGUCAGCCUCGUGGAAUUUGGCUUCGGGUUGGCAGGGUCGGCUCCUUGGGCUUCGAGGUGCGUCUGCAAAGCUCAAGACGGCUUUAAGGAUGACUCAAUAACAGCUUCCCUUUCUCACUGCCCGCUAUGAGCUCAAGCCACACCAAUCACACUCAGCCCACGGACUCCAUGCAUCGCACGCACCGUUCCGACCAUCCUUCCAGCUCCGUGCCUUCUAAUGACUGGCGGCGUGUUAUCGACAGCCCUUCUUUGAUUGUUGCUGGUCACAUCACCGUCUCCACCAUCACCACCGCGCAACUCGCCCCCAACGAAGGCGGCUGUCCUUUCCGCCCUGUCAUUAUAGUGGCUGACGGAUGGCGGCAAUCGGGCUUGAUCAUGUACGGCCCCGCUUCGUCCUCCAGAGACCGCAAUGGCAAUGUGGUCACGGCAGCUCAGCCUGUUCAUUAUCCCGUGCAUUCGACCUACGGAUGGACCCCUGUUGACUCGGAGCUCAUGACCGACUUUCUUUUGUUCUUGAAUCCCUCCGAGCACACCGAGCUUGUCGCGCGGGAAAUGGAUCCGGUUCGAGACAACCAGGGUGACAUUUGUGCAGCAUUUCUCUUUGCUCAUCUUCUCUCAUCGGCAUUGGGCAACAUGGCAAACGCGAUUCGAGACAGCGAUGGAGGCACAGGUGACUUGAGCAUGAACAGAGCGUUUUCGGAUGCGGAGCUUCGAGAAAUCCCUCUUCCUGAACGACAACAGCUUGCUAUCGCUGCCAUUCAACGCGGCGUCUCCCAACGGAAAGCUUGUUCAUUUUACCACGUCAAUCGGGCGACUGUCGCCAAUCGCAUGUCAGGAAUGAAGACUCGAACAGAGGCCCAUGCGAAGGAGCGCGCUGUGACGGCAGCAGAGGAGGCGGUUCUCGUUGAGUUUAUCAAGGCCAGUCAGACUGAGGGCUUUCGUGCAGAGCUCAAAGUUGACGGCUUGAUUCAGACACUGGGAUAUCGCGGAGUUCCGCUGACCAUGAAUAUGAUCACAGCAUAUGCGUCACGCAUUGCGGGGAAGGAUCUCGGUGAAACAUGGUGCAAGCGUUUCAAGGAGCGCCAUCCGGAGCUCAAGGUCAAGGUUGCUAGUAGCUUGGAAGAGUGCCGCGCGAAAUCUCUGACACCCAGCGUUGUUCACGCGUAUUUCAAGAUGCUGGACGAGGUCAUAUCAGAAUACAAGAUCAAGCCAAAGAAUAUAUACAACAUGGACGAAAAGGGCAUCCAACUGGGAGUCGCGGGCCGAGUUCAGGUUGUUGUCGAUCGAGACCAGAAGGCCGUCCAGACAAUUGCCAGUGGAAAUCGCGAGCUUGUGACGAUCCUCGAAUGUAUCUGCGCCACUGGAGAGGCACUGAAUCCUUCUAUCGUAUUCCAAGGGCUGCGUCGGGAUAAUGCUUGGGGGCAAGUCAAUCCCUGCAAUGCGAGUAUCUCCCUCUCUCCCAAUGGGUGGACGGAUCAGGAACUCGGAUAUCUUUGGUUGAAGAAGGAUUUCCAUCCGCAAUCCUUGCUUCGCUUGGACGACCCCGAAGACUAUCGACUGCUGAUUCUCGAUGGGCACAACAGCCACUGUCAUUGGGACUUUGUGACUUUUGCGAAGCAGCACAAGAUCAUUGUCAUCUGUCUCCCAUCUCACACAACUCAUGCGCUUCAGCCGUGUGAUGUUGGCAUUUUCGGACCGCUGGCAGCAAGAUGGAAGGCGCAAGUUCUCACGCAAACAACGGCCGCAAAUGUUAUCAACAAGCACAACUUCAUUUGGAACUAUUCUCAAGCGAGACAACUUGCUUUCAGGAAAGAGACAAUCAUCAACGCUUUUCGGAAGUGCGGAAUUCAUCCAUUGAACAAGGAGGCCAUCCCGAAAGCAAUGUUUACACCUGCUCAGAACUACACAACACAGGAGGCCCAGCCGGUUCAAGUGAGUCUUCCUCGGUUGCUCGUGCCCGUUGAGCCCUUGUCGGUAUCAUCCACCCCUUCCGACGAUCUGUCCCGAACUUCAGAUGAUCCUGGCACCUCCGAGCCACCUUCCUCCGUGACCUCCACCGAUCAGACGACGCUGUUGUCCGUGCCAGAGGAUCCCGUGAUUGCAUCUUCCGCCUCCCGAACACGAGCUGCCUCUGUGCUGUCUGCAGCUUCGACAGGAUCUGAAGGGAGCAUGCAGACUGACCCGCAAUCAUCCUCCGUUCAGUCCCAACGGUAUCGAAUCGAUCUUCCUCCCAUUCUACCCUCCAAUGCGUCGCGCGAUAGAAUGAAGAACCAGAUUGCAGCGCUUCGCCAGAUCGCCGAGGAGGCCGGGACGGAGUUGGAGAAAAACCAUGCUCAACUGGUCUUGAUGAAGUCUGAAAACAAGCGCCUUCGCCAGCAGUUGCACAACAAGAAGGCGAAGCCUCGUCGCGCCUACAACACCGGGGCACCGCGACUCAUGACAGGUGAUGAGAUGACUGACGCGUUAUUGCUCGAUGCACAGAAGAAGGAUAUGGCGAUCUUGCACGCGGGACUGAAGACACGACUUGCAGAGAUAAAGAAAGCCCUUGCAAAAGCGGACAAGGCAACGAAAGCUGCUGAGAAAGCGGCGGAGAAGGCUGCAAAGGCCGCGAAGCGAAGCGAAGCCACUGCUGAGCGCGGGCGCGGACGUGGCCGGGGAAGAGGGAGAGGAGGGAGAGGGAGAGGGAGAGGCGGCCGUGGCGGUGGUGGCAGAACACAGGCAGACGUUGAGAGCGAGGCGGAAACCGAGGAGGUAUCAGAGAACGAAGACGAAGACGGCAUCGAGGUCAUUAACUCUCCGGACAACGACAACGACGUCGCUGGCUCUUCGGACAGCGAGAGGGACGGUGAUGGGAACGAGCAAGACACCUCGGUGAAUGGGAAUGGAGAGCAGGACACUGAUGCGCAGACCGCCAAUAACGAGGAAGAUGACGAAGAUGAUGAGGGGGAGUUGAAAGUCGAAGGCAUCAACGGGCAUCGAUGGUUUGAACGCAAGCAUCUUCAGUUCAUGGUGCUCUGGGAGGACGGGGAGGCGACGUGGGAAUCACUGGAAACGGUCGACGACACCGUUGCCAUGGACCAAUACCUCGUCCGCUACGAUCUUGAGGACCCUCUCCAGCUUCCCGCGCGAAAGAAUGUGAUAGACAAGGCCCUCAAGGCCACGAAUGAAUGA
This is a messenger RNA of Mycena citricolor, 3590 nucleotides long. Lineage: Eukaryota; Fungi; Basidiomycota; Agaricomycetes; Agaricales; Mycenaceae. The record is from the annotation of a GenBank genome assembly.